AUGUCUGACAGUUGGCAGUUCGUUGGCACCCUCUCGGGCCACCGCGACUGGGUCACCGCCAUUGCUUGCACCUAUGAGCAGAGCAACCUGGUGGUCUCUUCCUCGCGAGAUAAGACCCUGAUGAUCUGGGAGCUGACUCCGGAUGGCGAGAACCCUGGCUAUGCCCGAAGGUCUCUCCAUGGCCACGGUGAGGCUGUUGCCAGUUCCGUGCUGUCGUCUGAUGGCCAGUAUGCCCUGUCUGGCUCCUGGGACAAGACCAUGCGCCUGUGGGAUUUGAACACCGGUGCCACUGUUCGAACCUUUAAGGGCCACACCAAGGACGUGAACAGUGUUGCCUUCUCCGGUGACAACCGUCAGAUCGUGUCCGGCAGCCGUGACAAGACCAUCAAGCUCUGGAACACCGUGGCAGAGUGCAAGUACACUAUCGUUGAGGACAUGCACACGGACUGGGUGAGCUCUGUUGGCUUCUCCCCCUCUGCCAAGAUGCCCUUGCUCGUGUCUGCUGGUUGGGACAAGCUGGUGAAGGUGUGGAACCUGAGCAAUUGCAAGCUGCGCACCAACCUUGUGGGCCACACCGGCGUGGUCUAUGCCACCACCGUGUCCCCUGACGGCUCCCUGUGUGCCUCCGGCGGCAAGGACGGCACCAUGAUGCUUUGGGAUGUCAACGAGGGCAAGCACCUGUACUCGCUGGACGCGGGUGGCACCAUCAACGCCCUGACCUUCAGCCCCAAGAACUACUGGCUCACCGCAGCCACGGACACCACCAUCCGCGUUUGGGACCUGGAGAACAAGCAGGUGACUGAGGAGCUGAGCGCCAUCAACCCCUCCAAGAACGGCAUCCCUUGGUGCGUCUCCCUGUCCUGGAACGCUGACGGCAGCCUCUUCUUUGCCGGCUCCACAGAUGGCAACAUCUACGUCUACAGGGUGGAGCCGCAGUGA
This is a messenger RNA of Effrenium voratum, 939 nucleotides long. Lineage: Eukaryota; Dinophyceae; Suessiales; Symbiodiniaceae. The record is from the annotation of a GenBank genome assembly.